Molecule: messenger RNA, 2073 nt
Organism: Ylistrum balloti
Lineage: Eukaryota; Metazoa; Mollusca; Bivalvia; Pectinida; Pectinidae
Product: PSME3-interacting protein-like
Exons: 7
Coding region: 89-817 (242 amino acids)
Cellular component (GO): nucleus
Source: RefSeq, a predicted model, not a curated record
CUACGAGCACCUGCAGUCUGACUACAUUCAGGUGAUAGAAAAAAAAAACCAGCAGAAAACAUUUCUAAGCGGAUACAAAGCAUUGAAGAUGAGCGGUGGAGGCGGAUCAAAAGAUGUUCCCGGAAUGUCAAUGAUGUCGUUUGUUUCUCAAGAUGAAAUAGAUAGCGUUAGGAAAAAACGGCAAGAGGAAUGGGAAAAGACACGAACAGAAGAUCAACCUUUAGAAUGUCCCGAGGAAAUUGUGGACAAUCGAUCCUUAUUUGAGAAACUACAGGAACAAAAGAUGAGGCAGCAGGAAGAAUAUGAGGAAACACAUAAACUGAGGAACAGUGUCAAGGGUUUAGAUGAAGACGAGGCAGGAUUUCUCGAAUAUGUGUCAAAAAAUGAAAUGGACAGAUUAAAGGCACGACACCAGGAAGAAAAGGAAAUCUUGAAAGAAAUUGAAGAAGCAUCAGUUUCCAAGGUAACAGAAACAAAGAUAUCUGAUGAAAGAAAACUUCCAUCGAAACCCCAGAUCGGUGCUGCUCAAAACAAAAAAUCUCAAAUGUCUUUAUUAGCAGGUGCUGUCAAACGGAAAGGAUCUGAUGCUGUUGAAGAUGGAAAGAAAAGGAAGCUUUCACCUGAUAAUGAUCCUGCAACAGAUUCCCCGUCACCUGCGUUGAAUGGUGGAUGUGACAGGGCAAGGAUAAUUGGCAUUCUACCUGGACUUGGUGCCUACAAUAACGAUUCAAGUGACUCUUAUUCAUCAAGUGACGAUUCUGAUAUUGAUCUCAGACUUACUGCACAGAAAAAAUAUGUAGUAGUGGAUAAUGAAUGAUAGUUUUUUUUGUUUAUUUUAUCAAAUCAAUGGACAUGCAAAUAGCCCUGGAUUACAUCAUGGGAAAAAAAUAUAUUCAUAAAAAAAAAAAAAAAGAAUUUUGGUUUUUUGUUAUCAACAUACUGCAGCAUUGGACGUCAGUCUGUCGACUUUUUCUAUGAAUCGUUACAAGUCAUGAAUAACAAAGCAGAUUUUCACCAAAGUUUGUUCGAGGCAUCGUUGGGGGGAGGGGAAUUAAUUUUGUAUAAAUGGUGGGUGGCAGCCUCAGGGGCUGAAGAGGUAUAUACUGAUAGGGGAAAUAGAGCAAAUGAUUUAAAUCUUAUUCCUCCUGUUGUAAUGAUGUGGUUUGAAGUGUGAAUGAUUUGGCAAACCCACUAGGGACAUAGGGUUUGGAUCCACUAAAAAAAAUAGACGUGUUCCAUGCUUAUGUAAUUAGAAUUACUUUUUCCUUUAAGUUAAUGGCAAUUAAAUCCUCAGUUACAGCCAAGCGAAAUCCAUGUGAGCAAUACAGGUCCCAGGGGCCUAUUGUUGACUUCUUAAAACCCUCUGAACUGAUUUCAUUGAAACUAAGCUAAACCUUCAAUAGCCAAAGGUAAACCAAAAUUGUAAAUGUUCCCUACCGAAGGGGCCUAAGGGGCAGAGCCAAUAAAGGUCAUAUUGACUGUGUAUUUUAAAGCCUUCUCAAUACCUAAAUAUGGUAGAAUCACAUACUCUUCAUUGGUGGAAGGGGUUAAAGGUGCUUUACUAAAAUUAUAACUUUCAUCACCCCAGGGUCUCCUGUCUUCCCCUGAGAAGGUUGGAACUUUACUAUAGUUUAUUUAUCAAAAUUACAUUUUUGACCAUGAUUUGUUUAUUAGGGCCCUGCACAAGAUGCAGGUGCCCUAUAGUAAUCGGUUUCUGUUCCAUAUCUCAAAUUCUGUUGGACAAAUGGCACUCAUCCUUGAAGAAGUUGCUUGCUUGGUGUAUGCAGCUUUUCACCUCCAAAGGCUAAAGUUCAAGGUCACUAUUGCUAUAAAUAGAAAAUCUCUUCUAGAUUUUGCUUUGGCCAAUCCAACACAAACCAUUUUGUGGAAUAUCUCGAGUUUGCUGUAGCCAGUCUAACUCAAACUUGAUGCAAUGCUUCUUAACCAAAAGUGCUUGUUUGAAAUAGAUUGCCGUGCAGGUUCAAAGGUUAGGUUAAAACUAGUUUCUGUAUGAUAACCUGAGUUUGCUUUGCCCAAUCUAAAUCAAACUUCAUACAAUGCUUCCUUACCAAA